Messenger RNA from Alligator sinensis (Chinese alligator), 597 nucleotides. It is a transcript of the gene AICDA, whose product is annotated as activation induced cytidine deaminase. The transcript has 5 exons. Gene Ontology annotation, molecular function: RNA binding; cytidine deaminase activity; zinc ion binding. Gene Ontology annotation, cellular component: P-body; cytoplasm; nucleus. The record is from RefSeq and is a predicted model, not a curated record. Lineage: Eukaryota; Metazoa; Chordata; Crocodylia; Alligatoridae. Gene Ontology annotation, biological process: DNA cytosine deamination; cytidine to uridine editing; defense response to virus. The coding region runs from base 1 to 597 and encodes 198 amino acids.
AUGGACAGCCUCCUGAUGAAGCAGAAGAAAUUUCUUUAUAACUUCAAGAACCUGCGCUGGGCCAAGGGCCGGCACGAGACCUAUAUGUGCUACGUGGUGAAGCGCCGGGACAGUGCCACCUCCUGUUCUCUGGACUUUGGAUACCUGCGCAACAAGUCGGGCUGCCAUGUGGAGGUGCUCUUCCUGCGCUAUAUCUCUGCCUGGGACCUGGAUCCAGGGCGUUGCUACCGGGUCACUUGGUUUACCUCAUGGAGCCCCUGCUAUGACUGCGCCAGGCAUGUGGCUGACUUCCUGCGGGCCUACCCCAACCUGACACUGCGCAUCUUCGUUGCACGCCUGUACUUCUGCGAGGGACGUAACGCUGAGCCAGAGGGGCUGCGGCGUCUGCACCGUGCCGGGGCCCACAUUGCCAUCAUGACCUUCAAAGAUUACUUCUACUGCUGGAAUACCUUUGUGGAGAACCGGGAAAGGACUUUCAAGGCCUGGGAGGGGCUGCACGAGAACUCUGUCCAUCUCACCAGGAAGCUAAGACGGAUCCUCCUGCCCCUAUACGAAGUAGAUGACUUACGAGACGCCUUCAGGACCCUGGGACUCUGA